AUGGUCUAUGAAAUUGUUUACUUUGAUCACUACGGAAGAGUUGAUCUUGUUAAAUUGAUCGCCGAGGUUGCAAAUAUACCUUACAAGUUUGUUGGAAUUGAGGACAAGGACUGGAAGGACUUUCAACCAACCACUCGAUACGGAUUGUUGCCCUUUGUGAAAGUUAAUGACAAAUGGACUCUCUAUCAAAGUAUUGCCAUUUCCCGUUUCUUUGCUCAGGAAGGAGAAGGUAAUUUGUAUCCUACCGAUCGAGUUGAAGCAACUAUCACUGAGGAAUAUGUUGCCGCGUUGGAAGACGCUUACAAUCAAUUUGUUUAUGCCACUUUCCUUGCUCCAGAAGACAGAAAGGAGGAAGAAACAAAGAGACUCACAGAAGGAGUCUUGAAAAAUGUUUUUAAGGUAUUGAAUGCCGAGUUGGAGAAAAAUGGAGGAUAUUUGCUCCCUGGGGAUAGACUCACUUGGGCUGAUUUGUAUUUCGCCGAGUUUGCUAGCAACUUGGAGUACUAUACCAAGAUCAAGCCUGUGGAUUUCGCUCCUCAAAUUCCAAAGCUCAGAGAAAAUGUGUUGAAACACCCAAGAGCAAAAGCUUAUUUGGAAAGUGAGAGAAAUCUCAGAAAGAUCGUGUUUUAA
Molecule: messenger RNA, 630 nt
Organism: Naegleria lovaniensis
Lineage: Eukaryota; Heterolobosea; Eutetramitea; Acrasida; Naegleriidae
Exons: 2
Coding region: 1-630 (209 amino acids)
Biological process (GO): glutathione metabolic process
Molecular function (GO): glutathione transferase activity
Source: RefSeq, a predicted model, not a curated record